Messenger RNA from Coniosporium apollinis CBS 100218, 1473 nucleotides. RefSeq lists its product as uncharacterized. The transcript is spliced from 5 exons. NCBI's taxonomy places the organism in Eukaryota, Fungi, Ascomycota, Dothideomycetes. The coding region runs from base 1 to 1473 and encodes 490 amino acids. The record is from RefSeq and is a predicted model, not a curated record.
AUGUCUCUCAGCGACCUAAACGACGAUGUUCUUUACAUGAUCUGCUCCUUCAUAGAUGAAGGUCCUUGCAACUUCAGGGGCGUGAGGCGUCAUAAGCCACACCUCGACAGCUUCUCAAGGACAAAUCACCGGCUGCGGCACCUCAGCAUGCCAAUGCUCUUCCGAAACAUCGCCAUCAAAGGUGGCUGGGACGAUGCCAUUCGAGCAGUGGGACUGAUGGAGGUCUGCCCAGCAAUUGCACGCAACGCAAGGUCCCUCAAGUUUCACAUGUGGGUUAACGAAGAAAAGUCAUAUCCUCCACCGCAAAGCGUUGUGCCUCGGUUAGCGAUCGUGUUUAAGCCCAUGGAGCGUCUCGAACAACUCGUUAUUAGUAUACCCGAAAGCCAUACUGAUACUUUUGCAAUGGAAUUCGCUAAAGCCGACUUGUCGUUUCCCUGCGUAAAGACGCUGGUUGUAGGACCAUUCUGCGAAUGGACCGUUAAUCUUUGUUCGAAUGUUACCGCCAUCUCGACCACUGGGUUGCAAUGGCUACAGGCGUCGCGUGGGAGGAGUGGAAGGAUUUCAUCCGAGCAAGAACACUUUCACAGACUUAUUAUGGCUGCUGCCAAAGCCCCCAAGCUUCAGCAUUUUGAGAUGAUGGCAUGGCGGAGACGUGAAGAGUUGGAAGACUUCAUCCUUGUAGCAAUUCUGGACGUCAUGCCUAAUAUCUCCAGCAUCGGUCUUGACGGAGGUAGUUACAGCGACAAAAUAUCUGGACUCCUCCCAAUACUCAGCCGUUUCCAGAACCUGACAUAUCUUGCACUAGCACCCGCGCAUUGUCUUGGCGUAGGCUUCCAUCCUCCCACGUGUGGGAACGUGUACAAGAGGCGGAACGGCGAGGAGGUCCGUCGACAAGUCAACCAACGUGGCAAAGAAGCCGAAAACAGAGUUGCAUCGAUGAUUUUCCCGGUGUGUUCGAAGUUACACGAGCUGUGGAUUGGUGAUCAUGCAAGGGCAGAGGUCGUCAGAGCAAAGGGUGGAGAGGUGGUGAAUAUUUUCCGCCACCCCGAGUCAGCGGAGGUAUCGGUCACUUGUGAUUCAAACACUGCGUGGAAUGACAACUUCUUUGAGGUCGGCGAUAGGGAGAACUCCAUAGAGCCCCUGACGGGCCUGACCUACUCUUACAUUCCGCCAGACAUCGUGGCGAGAGUCGAGCAUCCGCUGGGCAUACUAUCUGGGUCAAGGCUUGCUUCUCUAGACCAAGACUUGUGGGUCUGCACGUACAGGCUGGGAUCCGUGUAUAGUCAGGAGAGCCAUGCGGGCCUGAAACGUCAUUACUUCAUCCCCAGGGAUUGGGUCAGUACCGAAAGCUUAGAGCAGUGUUAUAUGACGACGGAUGGCACAGUUCCCUGUCCGAGAGACGACAGAGUCGCUGUUAUUAGAAGCAGCCUUGACAGUUUUUCACGCGAACGAACUCACGACAGCGAGGACUAG